Molecule: messenger RNA, 984 nt
Organism: Carassius auratus (goldfish)
Lineage: Eukaryota; Metazoa; Chordata; Actinopteri; Cypriniformes; Cyprinidae
Product: coiled-coil domain-containing protein 8 homolog
Exons: 2
Source: RefSeq, a predicted model, not a curated record
AUGGGGGAGAGGCGGGUCAAGUAUCUUCGGUUGACCGCCCUCCGUCAAGAGGGCAACGAAGUGGGUGCCCUGGCUCAAGUGUUCUGGUCCCUGGCUGAAGGCCUGGGAUACAAUGAUGCGGCCCUUAAGGACCACUUCAAUGGCGGCCUGGAUGAUCCAGUGCCUCAGGCAGAGAUGGAGCAGUUAGAGACGCUGGAGAUCUGGGAAUUCGUGCGCUACCUGCAGUUUCGGUGUCGCCCAGCGCCACAGCACGAGAUGGCCGCCAGCCCAGCGCCACAGCACAAGAUGGCCGCCAGCCCAGCGCCACAGCACGAGAUGGCCGCCAGCCCAGCGCCACAGCACAAGAUGGCAGACUCAAAGCCUGAGUCUCCAGAUAAGGUGCACAAUGCUGUCCCGGAGGUAGAGGCGGUGCACGAUGCUGUCCCGGAGGCAGAGGCGGUGGCCAAUGCUUUUCCGGAGGCCGAGGCAGUGCCCGUUGCUGUUCUGGAGGCCGAGGCGGUGCCCGAUCCUGUUCUGGAGGCCGAGGCGGUGCCCGAGGCUGUUCCCAAUGCAGUUACCGAGGCGGUGCCCGACGCUGUUCCAGAGGCCGAGCUGGUGCCCGAGGUAGAGGCAGCGCCCAUUGCUGUUCCAGAGGCCGAGGCGGUGCCCGAGGCCGUUCCCGAGGCAGUUACCGAGGUGGUGCCUGAGGCUGUUCCGGAGGUCGAGGUGGUGCCCGACGCUGUUCCAGAGGCCGAGGUGGCACCUGAUGCCGAGGCGGUGCCCGAGGCUGUUCCAGAGGCCGAGGCGGCGCCCGAUCCAGUUCUGGAGGCCGAGACGGUGCCUGAUGCCAAGGCGGCGCCCGAUCCAGUUCUGGAGGCCGGGGCGGUGCCCGAGGCUGUUCCCAAUGCAGUUACCGAGGCGGUGCCCGACGCUGUUCCAGAGGCCGAGGUGGUGCCCGAGGUCGAGGCAGCGCCCAUUGCUGUUCCAGAGGCCGAGGUGGCACCC